AAUCACUAAAUUUUUGUCCGUGCCUUUUGCCUUUUAUUUUGGCUUCUCCGGUCCAAUCUUACUUCCCCUUUGUUAUCCCUCUUCUUCGCUACUGCUCCUUCCAUGGCGGCAGCAGUUGCAGACCAACCUCAACAUUCCUCUUCCAAAUCUACCCCUAAAACUAUACUUCAACGAUACCAACAAGGUAAAUUACUUGGUAAAGGGAGCUUCGCUAAAGUUUACUAUGCCCGAUCUGUUUCAACCCAUAAAUCUGUAGCCAUUAAAGUAAUCGACAAAUCCAAAACUCACCCUUCUAUGGAGCCCCGAAUCAUCGGAGAAGUUGCAGCAAUGCGACGAUUAAACCACCCAAACAUCCUAAAGAUCCAUGAAGUUUUAGCCACCAAAUCCAAGAUCUACUUGGUUAUGGAACUUGCUAAAGGGGGUGAUCUUUUUGGUAAACUUUCUAGAAGACCCGAUCAUCGAUUUCCUGAACCUCUUGCUAGAAAAUACUUUCAUCAAUUAAUUUCUGCUCUUCAUUAUUGUCAUCAAAACGGUGUCGCACAUCGUGAUGUUAAGCCCCAAAAUCUUCUUCUAGAUGAAGAUGGAAACAUUAAGGUUUCUGAUUUUGGUCUUUCUGCGGUAGUUGAAAACACAAUGACUGCGAAAGACAGUUUAAUGCUUCGGACUUCCUGUGGUACACCGGCUUUUGCUGCUCCGGAAAUUGUUGGUAAGACCCAAAAUGGGUAUGACGGGUCUAAGGCUGAUGCUUGGUCAUGUGGAGUAAUAUUGUUUGUUAUGUUGACGGGUUAUUUACCAUUUGAUGAUGCUAAUUUGGUGAUGAUGUAUAGGAAGAUGCAUAAGAGGGAGUUUAGAUUUCCUUCAUGGGUUUCAAAACCUGCAAGGGGUUUGAUUACCCGGCUUUUGGACCCGAAUCCAGGGACCCGUUUACGCAUUGAUGAAAUACCAAAUGAUUCUUGGUUUAAGAAUUAUGGGAUGGUUUAUCCAAGGAGUGUUAGUUUGGGGGAUAUGGCUUCAUUAGAGGAGAAGAAAUAUGAGAAGAUACUUCUUUUAGAAAGGAGUAAUACAAUGGAAACUAGAUGUUGUGGGGAAACCAUGAAUGCUUUCGAGUUGAUUUCGAUGUCGAAUGGGUUGAAUUUAUCGGGUCUAUUUGAUGAGGAUCAUUCAAGGGAUAGGAGGAACGAGAUGAGGUUUACUUCUAGGGAAAGUAAGAAAGUUGUGGUGGAGAAAAUUGAGGAAGUAGGAGGGAUUUUGGGCUAUGAAGUUGAAAUAAGAGAGAAAUGUGGUCGUAGGAGUUGUGUUUGGUUGGGUAAAGGGAGAUUUGUAUUGGCGGUGACGGUUUUGGAGGUGGUGCUGGAGUUGGUUGUGGUGGAUAUGAAGGUGGUGGAUGGUGGUGGAGUUGGUUGGGAUCAAGAACAAUUGUAUUGGGAGCAGUUGAAGUCUGAACUUGGGGAUAUUGUUGUGUCAUGGCACCAUUGAAAAUUGACUUGAAGAUAUAGAAUAUAGGGCCUGUUUGGCAAAUGGUUCACGAAAACAAAUUGGAUGGUUUGAAGUGAAGUAUUGGCUUCUAUGAAAAGCGGCUCGAGAAGUCUAGUCAAUUAAAAACUUUUAGUGAUACCUUUUGAUUUUGAGUUAAAACUAUCUAAUCAUUUACAAAAUACUUUUAAAUGCCGAAUAAUUUUUACUAUAUAAUUGAUUAAAAAGUUAAAAAUCAUUUAAAAAUGUUAUGAAACGCAGUCAUAUUAUAAACGUGGGAAUAUGUGAGAUAGGAAGAUGCAUGGGUUUUGGAGUUAAAUAUGAAUGAUUCAAAGAUGAGAUCUUCCUGCAAGAUAUUGAUUGGUGGAGUCAGGAGUGUUAUUUGUACAUAUGAACACUUGAAGGGAAGGGACAAAGUAUUGCAAAGCAUAGUUUAGUCUGCUUUUUGUAAUAGAAUGUUAGAAGCUUAAGUAGAUUAUAAUGCACAUAGUGUAGUGUAUAUUUUGUUGAUGUUGCUGUCUGCACAGCGGCUCCCCUCCAACAAUGAAACAAACUUGGCCAUGGCCGCUACAAUUGAAUAUUUUCCUGUAAAUUCUAUAGUCCUUCAAUUGUAUCCUUUGUAACAUAUUUCUUUUUUUUUUCCUUUACAAAUGAAGUUGAAAAAUCUUUUAUUAAAUGUUUCUCUUCUUCUAUACUUUAUAGACAAUUUCUCCGUAAGACGUUAUUUAUAUGUAGGCUAAAUAGCUCAACUUAUACAAUUAUUAAUAUAUGAACCAUUUGUUUUGAUGUCGUCUCAUCGAGUGACGGUAUCUUCAUGUCCAGAGUCAGGCCUAAUUCCCCUAGGCUGUGGGGAUGAUCUGCAAAACUUUUUCC
This is a messenger RNA of Amaranthus tricolor (Joseph's coat), 2346 nucleotides long. Its product is annotated as CBL-interacting serine/threonine-protein kinase 4-like. The record is from RefSeq and is a predicted model, not a curated record. The transcript has a single exon. Gene Ontology annotation, biological process: protein phosphorylation; signal transduction. Lineage: Eukaryota; Viridiplantae; Streptophyta; Magnoliopsida; Caryophyllales; Amaranthaceae. Gene Ontology annotation, molecular function: ATP binding; protein kinase activity. The coding region runs from base 103 to 1476 and encodes 457 amino acids.